Molecule: messenger RNA, 4327 nt
Organism: Doryrhamphus excisus (bluestripe pipefish)
Lineage: Eukaryota; Metazoa; Chordata; Actinopteri; Syngnathiformes; Syngnathidae
Product: growth factor receptor-bound protein 10-like
Biological process (GO): negative regulation of insulin receptor signaling pathway; negative regulation of Wnt signaling pathway; insulin receptor signaling pathway
Molecular function (GO): insulin receptor binding
Source: RefSeq, a predicted model, not a curated record
CGCACGCGUGUGUGUAUCCCUGCUCUCCCGCAUGAGAUGACCUGACUCGGGAAUCUUCGGCGUCACAAUUCCUUCGCUCCGUUUGCUUCCCUUCCAUCCGCCGCGGCUCCUCUCGCCGCUUCCGUCUACUCGGGAAUGUUGGCCGCAGCGAAGUGAGCCGAGUGCCGGGUCCCUUUCGCCUCCACAGGGCCGUGCGAGUCCGCGAGGGUCGUAGCUUGGCUGGCUGACCGGCUGUGAGGUUCUGCUUAGUUUAUCUUCCAGACUCAAGCAGAUUGUACGAAAGAACUGAACACAAAUCAUGGCUGUGGCAGGAUGUCCCGAUUACUUCCUGCAUCAUCCCAAUUAUCAGCAGGACAACAUAGAGCGAUCCACCAAUCACAGACAAGCAAACAUCAUUGGGCCGGGCUUCCCACAGUCGACCAGUAGAAAUUCACCAAAUCAUCAAGAGGAUGAUGUUGAUUUGGAGGCCCUGGUGAAUGACAUGAACUCUUCGCUGGAGAGCCUCUACUCCACCUGCAGCGCUCAUCAGACGGAGUCUACGCCUCUACUUCAAAACGGACAGACCUCGGCUUCCUCCCAGCAGCACAACCACACACACCACCCUCACACACACCACACCCAUCUGCGGCAGGGGUACCAUGCGCUAAGCCACGCCUCCCCUGAGCCGCCCAUCGCCACGCCCACGGACCGACCCCAGGCCAGCCUCCAACGGUCACAACCCAUGCACAUCCUGGCUGUCAGGAGGCUGCAGGAGGAGCAGCAACAGCAGCUGAGGACGUCCUCCCUCCCGGCCAUCCCCAACCCUUUCCCUGAGCUCUGCAGUCCGGCCAGCUCACCUGUACUUAGUCCCGGGUCACUACCUCCGGGAGAACCCUCCACUGGCAUAUAUAUUGUUAAAAUCUUUACCGAAGACGGCAUGUGCAAAGUGGUGGAGAUCCCAGCCGACAUGACAGCCAGGGACCUUUGCCAGCUCCUGAUAUAUAAAAGCCAUUGUGUGGACGACAACAGUUGGUCACUUGUUGAGCACCACCCGCUGCUGGGGCUAGAACGCUGUCUGGAGGACCAUGAGUUGGUGGUUCAGGUCCAGGCUUCCAUGAGCAGCGACAGUAAAUUCCUCUUUAGGAAGAACUAUGCCAAAUAUGAAUUCUUCAGAACUCCUCUGACAUUUUUCCCAGAGCACAUGGUUGCAUGGUGCCAGGAAACCAAUCGCCCGAUCCCACCAUCGCAGCUCCUGCAGAACUUUCUAGCGACCAGCAGUUGUCCCGAGAUCCAGGGUUAUCUGUACGUGAAGGAGGUGGGCCGAAAGUCGUGGAAGAAAGUAUACGUGUUCCUGCGGCGCUCAGGACUCUACUGUUCUACAAAAGGAACCUCAAAGGAGCCCAGACAUCUCCAUUUACUAGCAGACCUUGAAGACAGUCACAUCUUCACUGUCAUCACGGGCAAAAAGCAGCACGGCGCUCCCACAGACUUCGAGUUCUGUAUCAAGCCCAAUAAAUGCCGAGGGGAGUUAAAGGAUUUACGGAUCCUGUGCGCUGAAGAUGAACAAGGCAGAACGUGUUGGAUGACGGCUUUUAGAUUGUUUAAGUACGGGAUUAUAUUGUACCAGAACUACAAGAUUCCCCAGCAAAGAAAAACCCUGCUUUCACACUUCUCAGCACCCGUGCGAAGUGUGUCUGAGAACUCCCUUGUGGCAAUGGAUUUUUCGGGAACAAUAGGCCGGGUAAUCGACAAUCCUGUGGAAGCUCAGAGCGCCGCCAUGGAGGAAGGACACGCGUGGAGGAAGAGGAAUCAUCGAAUGAACAUCUUAGGCUCCCACAGUCCACUGCAUCACUCCUCGCUCAACUCAGUCAUCCACAUAGCCCAGCUGUGGUUCCACGGCAGAAUCACCAGAGAGGAAUCCCAUCGCAUCAUCCACCAACAGGGACAAGUGGACGGUCUGUUUCUGCUCCGGGUCAGCCAGAGUAACCCCAAGGCUUUCGUGCUUACAUUGUGCCAUCACCAGAAAAUUAAACAUUUCCAGAUUCUACCGUGUGAGGAGGACGGCCAAGUCUUCUUCAGCCUUGAUGACGGUGCCACCAAAUUCACCGACCUGAUCCAGUUGGUGGAGUUCUAUCAGCUCAACAGAGGAGUUCUGCCUUGUAAACUCAAACACCCGUGCACCAUCGUGGCCUUAUGACGGCGUCGGAUGAGCUGACCCCGUGCCCCCCCUCUCCCCCAUCCUCCCUCUUGACGUGACUCGGCCCACAACAGAACGAAUGUUUCUAUUGGUUGAUUCUUGACGAGAAGCCGGUGAACUGACUGCUGUUUCAUUGCUGUUGUUUUGUCCCGAGUCAGCCAUGUUGCUGAUCCCAGGGAUUGCGUUAGCGUCGCACGUCGUCAAGUCCGAUGCACAACCCGGUCAAGAGAGGAUGGAAGUGAACACUGCCAUUUGUGUCGAUGCUCGUCGUCAUUAAGCUGGGACUCGCUGAGCCUCCGAGGUCGUUCAUCUUGCCGCUCAGUCGAUGAACAAACUGGUGUGGACCACUCUGCUCUCCAGGAACAUUGGGACUUCUCUGGCCGUGUUCUCCGGAAGACUGUUGAUUGUCUCUUCGUUUUGCACUCAUCCAAAUGGGAGUGGCCUUCGAGGGUGCUGGACUUGCUUUCAACUGUGGGAUGGCGCCACCGCCCUCUAGUGUCUGAGGCGUGAAACGACAAGACUAAACUCUGGAGAUUGGAGCCAGAACAGAACGUGUGUGAAUCCUUUAGAAUUUUGGAGAAGUUCUAAGAUGGUCUGGAGAACGUGGUUUAUGAACACUCUGGAAAUGUUUGAAAAAUAUUUUUUUAAUCCGCAGACAAUACAAAAUCUGUUUUGUCUCUCCUCACUUAUUUGCAAAGAGUAUUCUUUUGACGCCACCAGUUUGCCGACUCUUCAUAUGCUACACAAGCUGGUUUCCACUCUUGGUAAGUUCCGGUUCAUCACACUGCCAUGUUGUUUUCCACAAUGAUGGAGGGAAUAAAGCUAAAUAAGUCAGAAGGAUGCUAGCAUGACGCCGGCAACAUGGUAAGCUGCAAUGCAACGCCGGUCAGGAGACAAAGCAACAAUCAGAUGCCUUACGACUUGCUGGAUCUGGAGGUCUUCCCCACAUUGCUCUUCAUGAAGGUGCUGGUAGAGAGACCGUCAGGGUUUAUAUGGUUACCCCAACCUGCGAAAUGAGCAUUAUUUUAUACCCUGCUUAUUUUGGGGGUCAACUUGGGAUGCUGUGGUUUAUGCUGUUUAACUGGUCCUAAUGGUUGGUGUCCAUUCUGGGAGUUAACCAAUGCAGAGCAGACUAUUGCAUAAUCCAGCAUCUUACUAAACACCAAGAGUCAUUUCAUAUCACGGCAGGAGUGGUCCUGUUUUCCUGCUCCUGCAGACCACCCAUGUAGAAAUAUUACAUCCUGAAAUCUAUUUAUGGCCAAAAUGUUAGGAACAAAUGUUAGGGUAAUUCUCAUUACCAAACCGCAUUAGUUCUAUUUAGGGUUGCUGAAUAAGCGGGUGAAGAAAUGUGACUUAGUAGAAAUAUGAUCAUGCGAAUCUAAUAAUAGUUUCCCAAUACUCCCCCCCCCCCUUUAUUAAUUAGUGAAGGAAGAUUAUGACUCAGUGCCUUUAGGUAAGGUGGAGAAUUGUAUUUUUAUUAGAAAUAUACAGUAUAUAUAUAUAUUUUUGGCACUGAUCACAUUUGGAUGAAUUUGAUGAUACAAAAGUCCAAGUAGCAAAUUCCAUUUUUAGGAAGUCCUUGGUAGAUUUUUUUUUUUAAUUCUGAUCCUUUAUAUGUAUUCACCAAUAACAUAAUAACAUAAGCCCUCCCAUUCAUUUCAAUGCAGAAACCAACCAGUCACUUCAUUUCCAUGGUUUGUCCUUCAGAGACCCCCCCCCCCCCCCCCCCCCCUUGAACUUUAGUCCAUUGGCAGUCGUCUCCAGAAAUGCUACCUUUUUAUUUAGCUGCAGGUUGUCUUAAGGUUUACUGAACACAUGAGAUGCAGUACAGCCUACUACACUAUAUUCUCACUGUGUAUAGUCAGCGUUAUUUAUCGAAAAUGCAUUGAUUCGUUUUUAUUUGAAGUAUUGUUUCAGCAGAAAUGUAUGUAUUUAUCUGGAUGUGACUGAUCUACUUGAAAAUCUUAGAAUUCUUUUUUUUUUUCCUCAGUGCUGUUCUGUACUGUUAUUUUUAUGUCAAUACCACAGGAUGAUUGACCGGUGUGAGUUAUUCUAAUUAUUGUCAUAAAUGAGAUAGCAUCUAUUGAUUAUUAUAUCAUAUUUUGUAUUGUUACAAUGGAGUGUUGAAAGUGAUAAAGAUACUUCGACACA